AUGGGUGCGCUGAUUUCGUUGCCAUUCUUUGGCUCUAUGGGUGCCGUGGCCACGAGUGCCCUCGCAGGCUGCGCGUUCUGCUUUACCAGUAAAGCAGCGAGCUUGGCUUUCAAGAGCUGCAACUGCAACUCGUCUAUUGCGACUCGUGUCGGGUUUGCACUCAUCUUCUCCCUCAACUCGUUGCUCGCAUGGUUGAUGAAGACGCCAUGGGCUGUAGAACAGAUCAAGAAACUCACUCUGAACUAUAUAUCCCUGUGUGAGACGGGUAAAUGUCAUGGUACAUUGGCCAUCCAUCGUAUUUGCUUUGCCCUAUCACUCUUUCAUUUUAUAUUGUCCGCAUCACUCAUCAACGUACGCUCGACUCGUACUCGCCGCGCCGAGAUCCAAAACGGUUGGUGGGGACCAAAGGUGCUUGUAUGGCUGCUGCUACUCGUGCUCUCUUUCCUCAUCCCAGACGGAUUCUUUGUCUUCUGGGGUAACUGGGUCGCCCUCGCAGGCGCGACAAUCUUCAUCCUGAUUGGUCUCGUCUUGCUUGUCGACUUUGCGCAUUCCUUCACCGAGAUGUGCCUGGAGAAGUGGGAGAGUUCUUCCUCCAACCUAUGGCAGUAUGUUCUCGUGGGGUCAACCUUUGGUCUUUAUGCCGCGACCAUUGCGCUCACGGGAAUCAUGUAUGCCUACUUUGCGGGCAGCGGCUGUACCUUAAAUCGAUUCUUCAUAACGUUUAACCUGAUUCUCGCCAUUCUCAUCACAAUCUUGUGCGUUUCUCCCGCCGUCCAAGAGGCAAAUCCAAAGUCCGGAUUGGCACAAGCGAGUAUGGUGGCAGCAUACUGUACAUACCUCGUCCUCAGUGCCGUCGGAAAUCACACUCAUGCCACCUGCAAUCCUCUCCACAAGAGCGCCGGCGCCACGCAGACCACCACCGUGAUCAUUGGAGGUGUCUUCACUUUUGUGGCUAUUGCAUAUUCCACGACCCGAGCCGCUACACAGUCCAAAGCCUUUUCUGCAGUUGGAAAGAAGAACGGCGCGAUUGCCCUGGAUGGAAACGAUUCUGGGGAGCUUGGAAUGACCUCUGGCCCGGCCGUCAUAACUACACAGCCGGCGCCAAAGAACACGCCACGUUAUCAAGCUCUUGUCGCCGCUGUUGAGGCAGGGGCCAUCCCGGCAUCGGCCCUCAACGACAGGUCUUUAUACGCAGAUGGUGAUGCCGACAGCGACGAUGAAGUAGACGUUGCUGUCGGAGAAGAAAGGGACGAUGAAAAGGUUGCGGUUCGAUAUAACUAUUCAUGGUUCCAUAUCAUCUUUGCGAUGGCGUCGAUGUAUGUUGCUAUGCUGCUCACUGAUUGGCACAUCAUCAAACACACCACCGCCGACGAUCCAAAGGAUGGCGAUUCAACGAUCUACAUUGGCCGUUCCGAUGUUGCCAUGUGGAUGAGGAUCAUAUCCAGUUGGAUCAGCGUCUUGCUCUACUCUUGGAGCUUGUUGGCACCCGUGUUGAUGCCAGAUAGAUUCGGCGAUUGGGACUAA
Serendipita indica DSM 11827 is the source of this 1524-nucleotide messenger RNA. Lineage: Eukaryota; Fungi; Basidiomycota; Agaricomycetes; Sebacinales; Serendipitaceae. The record is from the annotation of a GenBank genome assembly.